Messenger RNA from Ostertagia ostertagi, 486 nucleotides. NCBI's taxonomy places the organism in Eukaryota, Metazoa, Nematoda, Chromadorea, Rhabditida, Trichostrongylidae. The record is from the annotation of a GenBank genome assembly.
AUGCUGAUCAUAUCCGCUUGCUCCUUCUCCGCACCAUUAGGAAUUCUUAUUUUGCCAUGCUUUAGUAAGAUGCUCUACGAGAGAAUAAUGAUCUUUCUCAUCGCUCUGGGCAUCGGAGCCCUCAGCGGUUCUUCGAUGUUCAUCAUGCUUCCACAGGCCUUUCACCUUACCCAACUCAGCGACUUCAAUUACCACUCGAAGUCAGCGAUCGUCGUUGGUGCACUCUAUGUUUUCUUCUCGGUUGACAGGAUAUUACAGUAUGGACUAGAGCUCCGGAGGAGAAGGCAGGCAAGGCGGAAAGUUCACACAUCAACGAUCGUUUCUAUCAUGAGCAACACAAACUCACCAUGUCUAACAUCUCGAAACACAACUGCGACGACGAUAUCUCCCAAUGGGUCGGUCCCGAGUACACUGACGGCGGAUAAUAGAGGAACAAAGGAGGCCAGAAGACAUGCUGAUGUGGAGGAGAAGGAGAAAGCGGAACUA